AUGUGUGCAGGCGGUGUGAGUGCGUUUGUCGUCUUUUAUCAGCAACAAUUCACGUGCUCGACUGCCGUCCGUGUUGUCUGCGAAGAGCGCGGAUGGGGCGGCAUUCUGCUGCUGGGCGAUGCAUUCGUCGGCAAGACGUCUCUGCUAAUUCGAUUUAAGGAUAAAGCCUUCCUUAAGGGCAGCUACAUAUCCACCGUGGGAAUCGACUACAAGACAAAACUGGUCAAUUGCGACGGGAAGCUGGUGAAACUGCAGCUGUGGGACACGGCGGGGCAGGAGCGAUUUCGGAGUCUCACGAAAUCUUAUUAUCGCGACGCAGAUGGCAAGUCCCUUGCAACUGUAAUGCUGGUAUACGACGUCACAAAACUGGAGUCAUUUAUCAACAUCAAGUCCUGGUUGCACGAUUUGGCGACUCACGCCCCAAGCAGUACAGUUGUCGCGAUUGUUGGCAAUAAAAUGGACGAAUCUGCCAAAAGAGUAGUGAAGUGUCAGACUGGAGCAGCUCUCGCCGCGACGACAAACGCACUCACACCGCCUGCACACAUGCCCCCACUAAUGUAG
Molecule: messenger RNA, 561 nt
Organism: Mesocestoides corti
Lineage: Eukaryota; Metazoa; Platyhelminthes; Cestoda; Cyclophyllidea; Mesocestoididae
Source: the annotation of a GenBank genome assembly